AAAAGAACACAAGAUCCGAUUACAAGAUGGCGGUCUGUGGACGUUAGCAAGGAGGCCGUUAGAGUUGUUGUGUUCUCUUUGAAUUUUACUCUUUAAUAUCAGGCCUUCUGUUUAAUUAAUUUAUGUUGUAAACGGAAUGUAUAGAUGAAGUAGCCACAAAAAUAUCUUACUACUACUGUGAACUUCACUUAAAUGUGCAUGUUUAAUAACAUGCAGGUGGGAACAAAGUUAACAGGUCGAGGAAAACACUAGACGGGUUGAGGUGAUAGCCUGUUAGCAGUCAGCUAGCGUGCUAGCUCCAACUCUUUUAGCCAUGUCGGACACUCGGCGGCGAGUGAAGGUAUACACGCUGAAUGAAGACCGGCAGUGGGACGAUAGGGGUACCGGACAUGUAUCUUCUACGUUUGUAGAACGACUGAAGGGAAUAUCAUUAUUAGUUCGGGCCGAAUCGGACGGAUCAUUGCUGUUGGAGUCCAAAAUAAGUCCGAAUACUGCAUAUCAGAAACAACAGGACACGCUGAUUGUCUGGUCAGAAGCGGAUAAUUAUGACCUUGCCUUGAGUUUCCAGGAAAAAGCUGGCUGUGAUGAGAUUUGGGAGAAGAUUUGCCAGGUUCAAGGCAAGGACCCUGCUCUGGACAUUACCCAGGACCCCAUUGAUGAAUCAGAGGAGGACCAUUUUGAAGAGAUCCCAGAGACAAGCCACUUGGUUGAGCUCCCUCCUUGUGAGCUAAGUCGUCUUGAGGAAAUUGCUGACCUGGUUACCGCUGUUCUGUCCUCGCCCAUCCGGAGGGAAAAACUUGCCCUGGCCUUGAUGAGUGAAGGCUACAUCAAGAAGCUGCUAGGCCUCUUCAGAGUAUGUGAGGACCUGGACAACAGGGAAGGCCUUCAUCACCUCUAUGAGAUUGUGCGUGGUGUGUUGUUCCUCAAUAAAGCAGCUCUUUUUGAGGUGAUGUUCUCUGACGACUGUAUUAUGGAUGUUGUGGGUUGCUUGGAGUAUGACCCAGCACUGGUUCAGCCUAAACGACACCGAGAAUUCUUGACCAAGACAGCAAAGUUUAAGGAAGUGAUUCCUAUCACAGACUCAGAGCUACGACAGAAAAUCCACCAGACCUAUCGGGUUCAGUACAUCCAGGACAUAAUCCUGCCUACACCCUCUGUCUUUGAGGAGAACUUCCUGUCCACACUCACCUCCUUUAUCUUCUUUAACAAAGUGGAGAUUGUCAGUAUGCUGCAGGAUGAUGAGAAGUUCCUAACUGAGGUCUUUGCACAGCUCACAGAUGAAGCCACAGAGGAUAGUAAAAGGAGAGAGCUGGUAAACUUCGUCAAGGAAUUCUGUGCUUUUUCACAAACAUUGCAACCACAAAACAGGGACGCCUUUUUCAAAACUCUGGCAAAUCUAGGGAUUUUACCUGCUCUUGAAAUAGUCAUGGGAAUGGAUGACCUGCAGGUGAGAGCAGCAGCUACAGACAUCUUCUCUUACCUGGUGGAAUUCAGCCCCUCCAUGGUCAGGGAAUUUGUUAUGCAGGAACCACAGCAGACAGAUGACGAUGUUCUGUUGAUAAAUGUCGUGAUCAAGCAGAUGAUUUGUGACUCAGACCCAGAGUUAGGGGGGGCUGUCCAGCUGAUGGGUCUGCUCAGGACACUCAUUGACCCAGAGAACAUGCUGGCUUCCACUAAUAAAACCGAGAAGACAGAGUUUCUGAGUUUCUUCUACAAGUACUGCAUGCAUGUCUUGACUGCUCCUCUGUUGGCCAACACUGCACAUGAAAAGAACUCUAAAGAUCCUCAAGAAGGAUCAACAAAGAUCAACCCUGUGUGUCCAGACAACUUCCAGACAGCUCAGCUCCUGGCGCUGAUCCUGGAGCUUCUGACCUUUUGUGUGGAGCACCACACUUACCACAUCAAGACCUAUAUCAUGAACAAAGACCUGCUCAGGAGAGUUUUGGUACUCAUGAACUCAAAGCACACCUUCCUUGCUCUUUGUGCCCUGCGUUUCAUGCGCAGGAUCAUCGGUCUGAAAGAUGAGUACUACAAUCGCUACAUCAUUAAAGGGAACCUGUUUGAGCCUGUCAUUAAUGCCCUGCUGGACAACGGCACCCGAUACAAUCUCCUCAACUCGGCCAUCAUAGAGCUCUUUGAGUUCAUUAAAGUGGAGGACAUCAAAUCCCUCAUAGCUCACAUUGUGGAUAACUUCUACAAAGCACUUGAGUCCAUCGAGUAUGUUCAGACUUUCAAGGGCCUGAAAGGGCGGUACGAGCAGGAAAAAGACCGGCAGAGUCAGAGACACAACAGGUAUCGCAGAGAUGCACGAUCCAUGGAUGAAGAUGAAGAGUUGUGGUUCAACGAUGACGACGAUGAUGAAGAUGGAGAGGCAGUGGAAAAGAGAAUGGAGGAUGACUUCUCUGAUAGCUACGGCAAAUACAUGGAAGCCAAAAAAGGAGCUGCCAAUGGAGCCACUGGUGCCAACAAUGGGAAAGCUGCAGCAAUCCCACCUUCCUCACCAACUGUUCCUCCAAACAGUUCAUCAUCCUCUGUUAAAACAGUUACUCUUCCUGCCACACCUGUCGUCAAGACUGCUCUGGUUGGUUUGGUGGACUACCCUGAUGAUGAGGAUGAAGAUGAAGAUGAGGAGGAAGACAAGUCUCCAAGGAAGCGACCGCGUUUGAGCUCUUAAGGUUAUUUGUCCUCUCUUGUCUGGUCAUGAUGGAUGGACACCAGGUCCUUGCCAUCCCCUCCUUCUCUGGUCGUCUCAUUGGUCCUCGGCCUGCCUGUGCCACCUGCCAGUUUCUGAAGAGACGGCGAAGACGAGUUCCCGCCUGACUCAGUCCCUCCUGAACUUGGCUCCUCUUUUCUCCCUCAGUGAAAGGAAAUCGAGAGCUUCUCCUCUGGAAAGACAAUUCGGUCUGUUCCUACAGGCUGUUUUUUUUUUUUUUUAACUUCUUUUACAACCAGCCCUUUAGUGGGAGAUGAAUCUCACCAAAUCUCCUUUCUUCUUAAUGAGGAAAUCCAUUGACUUUUUGCAAACUCCUGCCUGCCUGCUCCUCUCUUUUUCACCUGCUUAAUCUUCCUCAUUUACAAUCCUACGUACCACUCAGAGGCUGCAGUGGAAAUCACAUGGCUAGGGUGGUCACUAACUCCACUCUUUCUGAUCCAACAGUAGAAAAGAAGCUGCAGCAAAACAGCAGCCCAGGGUCCCUCAUUAGUUGUUUCUCGCAUUAACAUCCUUCCCCAUCCCGGACCAACAACCUGCAGAGGAAGCCAGAGCACACUCAGCCAGUGGGCGAACCGUUCAGCUGGCCAGUCAGGCUAGCAGGACUAGCCGUCACAGUUAUAGAAAGCUUGACUGGCUGAAGCCACGUGUGUGUGUGUGUCACCUGCCACAGAACCACUUAGUUUUGUAAGAGGUGGAGGGAUCUAGGCAACGAAAUAAAAUUUACAUACUGGAAGAAAAUAGAUGACAAAUCGAACCAGGAUGAACAUUCAUCUGUAACACUGCUUGGAUCCAGCAGAGCAGGACUCAAACCUUCAAAGCCAUGGCAUCAGUUUGAUCAAGGCACACACACAAUAGACACACUGUCUCACAAGACUGUGUUAGCCAGAAGUCAUGUAUUUCAUGAAUUUUUUUAAGUACUGUACAGUUUUUUUUUUUUUUUUUAAUUUCCCUUAAUGUGGUUUUGAAAGCGAAGAGGGAUGCCCACCUGCUUGUGUUACUAUGUUUUUUUUGGUCAUUUGCACAAAAGGUGGGCAUCCCUGUUCAGCCUUUCAGUCCAGUUCAGUUAAUUCAAUGUAAAAUGCGGAGAAGUUGCAAAUGUUGGUUUUUAAAGAAAAUAACAUUAAAACUGCAGUAAAGUCGUUUUUGCAGCCAGUGUUUUGGGGAUGUCUGGAUUUUGUAUUUUAGUCAUUUUAAGAGUUAAACAUCCUUGUUAUGACACACAUCUGAUGAUCAGCCCAGAUUGUGAUUUUCCUGGGUUUCUGACACGAGCUGUUGCAGUGCUUGAAGCAGGUUUAUUGCCCACUGGAGGUCAAGCAUCAGGCCGUCUCUUUCAGGAUCAGAAUUCAGUUUGCUUGUUAAAAAUUUGCUGCUGAGAAUGAUGCUGAGUUGAGGGCUCAGGAGUGAGCUUUGUCCCCGGUUGGAAGGUGUACGAUAUUCACACCAGUGGAUUCAUUGGAGAUCAGCUUUGUCCUACAGUUUUAAAUCUAUAAAAAUUGCAGAUCAGAAACGAGUAUAAAGAAAAAAAAAAAAAACUUAUCAUUUUAAAGAGAAAGAAGUGAACAAGUUGUUUUUAUUAGUUGAUAUAGAAAUGCUCUUCCCGCUGCACUUAAGAUGGUGCAAUUUCUCAGUCUAACACAGAUUAAAAUGUUCGAUCUUUGCUCCUGGUGUCACUACAAUUGUACAGAAGCAUAUAAAGGAUUUAAAAAAAAGCCAGAUCACAGACUUAUCUACAGCUUCUGAUUCGUGUCACGAGCAGCAGGAUUGGAGCACAAGUACAGUUAUUGCCAACAUGCUUGUUGGGAGUUGAGCGGUGAAUUGUGUGUUAGCAUCACCCAACGACAAUUUCUGCUCUGAUGAAUUUGUACCAACUGCAUUUACUGCCACUAUCCAUUCUUAACAUUUGUAUGAAUUUAUUUGAUAAGUUUUGAAAUUAAAUGUGACUCUGACAUUGAA
Melanotaenia boesemani (Boeseman's rainbowfish) is the source of this 4666-nucleotide messenger RNA. RefSeq names its product protein phosphatase 4, regulatory subunit 3B (gene ppp4r3b). The record is from RefSeq and is a predicted model, not a curated record. Gene Ontology annotation, molecular function: protein phosphatase activator activity. Gene Ontology annotation, biological process: protein dephosphorylation; DNA damage response. Bases 314 to 2674 code for a protein of 786 amino acids. Lineage: Eukaryota; Metazoa; Chordata; Actinopteri; Atheriniformes; Melanotaeniidae. The transcript is spliced from 16 exons. Gene Ontology annotation, cellular component: protein phosphatase 4 complex; nucleoplasm.